This is a messenger RNA of Suillus fuscotomentosus, 627 nucleotides long. RefSeq lists its product as uncharacterized. The record is from RefSeq and is a predicted model, not a curated record. The transcript has 6 exons. Bases 1 to 627 code for a protein of 208 amino acids. Lineage: Eukaryota; Fungi; Basidiomycota; Agaricomycetes; Boletales; Suillaceae.
AUGUCUAUUGCUGAACAAUUGCAGUCUCAGAUGCACACUGUCAUUGCUGAAUAUGGAGACAACUUAGAUGAUGAGAUCAAUAAUGAAAAGGGUGCUGAUGAAGUGGGCAAUGUGCUAGCUAUCAUCAGUGAUCUCUGGGGGACAGAGCAUGCUUUAUCAAAUUUCUUCAAGAAGGCACAGCUUUCCUCAUUGUCCAUCACAGCACCCAGAUCACUCUGCACAUUUGUCAUUGGCUCUACUGCCAUACAUCUCAAUUUUGACUCCUCAUUGCAAUGUCAAGCUAUCGACAAUGUUGCUGAGAAGUUCUGUUUGCCUGACUUCCUUUCAUUCAAGCAUCUUGAUAUCUGGUUUAAAAAUUUGGCUUAUUUUAUAUUAAUCUGGAACAGUGUGAGGGUGCAUUGCAGAUCCUGCAGCUUGGUAUUUAUUGAGUUUAUUGUGCUUGAUUUAAAAGUUGAUUCAUACCUUGGGCUUUAUUUGACAACCAAAGGUGCGGGAUGCCAGCCUCCAGACAGAAUUCAAAAAGUCUCAGAGACCAUUAGGGUAGAAGUCAAAAUGACCAUGAGUGUGCCUCACCAAAUCACAAUGAAGGCUUCAGUUCAGGGUUCAGAACAGUUUGGGAAGGUCUAG